Molecule: messenger RNA, 8122 nt
Organism: Medicago truncatula (barrel medic)
Lineage: Eukaryota; Viridiplantae; Streptophyta; Magnoliopsida; Fabales; Fabaceae
Exons: 17
Coding region: 404-6565 (2053 amino acids)
Molecular function (GO): ATP hydrolysis activity; ADP binding
Source: RefSeq, a predicted model, not a curated record
GAGUGUGCACCACUUGCCGACGAUACAGUGACAGUACGACUCCUUGAAUUAUUAUGUUUAUAACAGUACCAAACAUUUCUUCAAAACAAAAAAAAACAGUACUACCAAACAUUAGUUCAUCAAUUCCUGAAACCCAUUUUAGAGUUUAUUGCUCUUGAGCUGAAACAAAAAAUACCGUUGCUCAUUGUCAUUCAGAAAACAAAAAACAAAAAUAGUGAAGGAAAGUUUUCUCACUGUUCAUUUCAAAGAUUUCAAAGAUUGGAGUUUCUUCAACUAAUAGAGAGUAGUAGAUCAGUCUUGUUAUAUCGCAUCAUCAAUAGCACCAGUUGUUCCGUUGUUGAUUCAUAAUCUUGCAGACUUUGACUCAAGUCACAAGGAAGAGCAGAAUAAGAAAAAAAAAUCAAUGGAAAUUUUAAUUUCUAUUGUUGGAAAAAUAGCAGAAUAUACUGUUGUGCCUAUUGGACGUCAAGCAAGUUACUUAAUAUUCUACAAAGGUAACUUCAAGACGUUAAACAAUCAUGUUGGAGACCUUGAGGCUGCAAGAGAAAGAAUGAUCCAUUCAGUUAAAAGUGAAAGGGAAAAUGGUAAAGAAAUUGAAAAAGAUGUUCUGAAUUGGUUGGAGAAAGUGGAUGGGGUCAUUAAAGAGGCGAAUCAACUUCAAAACGAUUCUCACAAUGCAAAUGUUAGGUGCUCACCAUGGUCAUUUCCAAAUUUAAUUUUGCGUCAUCAACUAAGUAGGAAUGCCACAAAAAUUGCAAAUAAUGUUGUUGAAGUUCAAGGGAAAGAAAAGUUUAAUUCAUUUGGUCACCUUCCCCCUCUAGAUGUAGUAGCCUCCUCCUCCUCAACAAGAGAUGGUGAAAUGUAUGACACAAGAGAGUCACUAAAGAAGGACAUUGUGAAGGCUUUAGGAGAUUCUACUUCAUGCAACAUUGGGAUCUAUGGGUUGGGUGGGGUUGGGAAGACCACUCUGGUGGAGAAAGUUGCUCAAAUAGCCAAGGAACAUAAAUUGUUCGAUAAAGUGGUUAAGGCAGAAGUAUCGAAAAAACCAGACAUUAGAAGAAUUCAAGGGGAGAUUGCAGAUUUCUUGGGUCUGCGAUUUGAAGAGGAGAGUAUUCCCGGCAGAGCAGAACGCCUUAGACAAAGAAUCAAGAUGGAGAGAAGUGUCCUUAUCAUUCUAGAUAACAUAUGGACCAUACUUGAUUUGAAAGAAGUGGGGAUACCAGUUGGUGAUGAACAUAAUGGUUGCAAAUUGUUGAUGACAAGUAGAAAUCAAGAUGUGUUGCUGCAAAUGGAUGUCCCAAAGGAUUUCACUUUCAAAGUUGAACUUAUGACUGAAAAUGAGUCAUGGAGCUUGUUUCAGUUUAUGGCAGGGGAUGUGGUUAAAGAUAGCAAUUUGAAAGAUCUACCAUUUAAAGUGGCCAGAAAAUGUGCAGGUUUGCCUCUUAGGGUAGUGACAGUAGCGCGUGCAAUGAAAAAUAAGAGGGAUGUUCAGUCUUGGAAAGAUGCAUUAAGGAAAUUACAAAGUAAUGAUCAUACAGAGAUGGAUUCGGGAACUUAUUCUGCUUUGGAAUUGAGUUACAACUCAUUAGAGAGUGAUGAAAUGAGGGCUCUCUUCUUGCUUUUUGCAUUACUGGCAGGUGAUAUAGAGUACUUUCUCAAAGUUGCAAUGGGGUUGGACAUAUUGAAGCAUGUUAAUGCCAUAGAUGAUGCAAGAAAUAGACUUUACACAAUAAUCAAAUCUUUGGAGGCGGCUUGUCUUUUGCUUGAAGUUAAAACAGACGGAAAUAUCCAAAUGCAUGACUUUGUUCGUGAUUUUGCUAUCUCCAUAGCAUGUAGGGACAAACUUGUACUUCUAAGAAAACAAUCUGAUGCUGAAUGGCCAACCAAUGAUUUUCUAAAAAGGUGCAGGCAGAUUGUUCUAGAUAGAUGGCAUAUGGACGAGCUUCCUCAAACGAUUUAUUGUCCAAACAUUAAGUUUUUUGUGUUUUCCAAUGUGAACCGUUCUUUAGAAAUCCCUGAUACUUUUUUUGAGGGUAUGAGAUGCCUUAGAGUAGUAGAUUUAACGGGCUUGAACUUGUUGUCAUUACCCACAUCGUUUCGGUUAUUAACAGACCUUCAAACAUUGUGUUUGUAUCGAUGCGUUUUGGAAAAUAUGGAUGCACUAGAAGCUUUGCAAAAUUUAGAAAUUCUUUGCCUUUGGAAAUCUUCAAUGAUCAAGUUGCCAAGAGAAAUAGGGAGAUUGAUUCGAUUGAGAAUGCUUGACUUGAGCCAUUCAGGAAUAGAGGUAGUCCCACCCAACAUCAUAUCAAGCUUGACUAAAUUGGAGGAGUUGUACAUGGGUAAUACCUCUAUUAAUUGGGAAGAUGUGAGUUCAACGGUUCAUAAUGAAAAUGCUAGUCUUGCCGAGCUUCGAAAACUACCCAAAUUGACAGCUCUAGAAUUACAAAUUCGUGAGACUUGGAUGUUGCCAAGGGACUUGCAAUUGGUGUUUGAGAAGCUGGAAAAAUAUAAAAUAACUAUUGGAGAUGUAUGGGAUUGGUCUGACAUCAAGGAUGGAACCUUAAAAACAUUGAUGCUCAAACUUGGUACAAACAUACAUUUGGAGCAUGGAAUUAAAGCAUUGAUUAAAAGUGUUGAGAAUUUGUACUUGGAUGAUGUAGAUGGAAUUCAAAAUGUGCUUCCUCACCUAAAUAGAGAAGGAUUUACAUUGCUGAAACAUCUCUAUGUCCAAAAUAAUAGUAACUUGAAUCACAUUCUUGACAAUAAAGAGAGAAAUCAAAUCCAUGCGUCCUUUCCCAUCUUGGAAACACUAGUACUUCUUAAUCUUAGAAACUUGGAGCAUAUAUGUCAUGGUCAACCUUCAGUUGCUUCUUUUGGAAGUCUCAGUGUUAUCAAAGUAAAAAAUUGCGUCCAAUUAAAGUAUCUUUUCUCCUUUACAAUGGUGAAAGGACUUUCUCACCUUUGUAAGAUUGAAGUUUGUGAGUGCAAUUCUAUGAAGGAGAUAGUGUUCGGAGACAACAAUUCAAGUGCUAAUAAUGAGAUCAUCGAUGAAAAAAUCGAGUUUCUUCAAUUGCGUUCUUUGACUUUAGAACAUUUGGAAACACUUGAUAAUUUCUUCUCAUAUUAUUUGACACAUUCUAGAAAUAAGCAAAAGUGUCAUGGUUUAGAGCCGUGUGAUUCUGCACCAUUUUUUAAUGCUCAGGUUGCAUUUCCUAAUUUGGAUACCCUUAAAUUGAGCUCACUUCUCAAUUUGAAUAAAGUCUGGGAUGACAAUCAUCAAUCAAUGUGCAACUUGACUAGCUUGAUUGUGGAUAAUUGUGUUGGAUUGAAGUAUUUAUUUCCCUCUUCUUUGGUUGAAAGUUUUAUGAACCUCAAACACCUUGAAAUAAGUAACUGUCAUAUGAUGGAGGAGAUAAUAGCUAAAAAGGACAGAAACAAUGCACUGAAAGAGGUUCGUCUUUUAAAUUUAGAAAAAAUCAUAUUGAAGGAUAUGAACAACUUGAAGACAAUAUGGCAUCGCCAAUUUGAAACAUCGAAGAUGUUGGAAGUGAACAAUUGUAAGAAAAUUGUGGUGGUUUUUCCUUCUUCAAUGCAAAACACAUAUAAUGAGCUAGAGACGUUGAAGGUUACAGAUUGUGAUUUAGUUGAAGAGAUAUUUGAAUUGAAUUUCAAUGAAAAUAACAGUGAAGAGGUUACGACACAUUUGAAAGAAGUUACUAUAGAUGGACUGUUGAAGCUGAAAAAGGUAUGGAGUGGAGAUCCUGAAGGAAUUCUUAGUUUUCGAAAUCUAAUAAAUGUACAACUAGUUAGUUGUACAAGCUUGGAGUAUCUAUUACCACUCUCCGUAGCCACUCGUUGCUCACAUCUCAAGGAACUUGGUAUAAAAUGGUGUGAAAACAUUAAGGAAAUUGUUGCAGAGGAGGAAGAAUCUAGCUUGAGUGCAGCUCCCAUAUUUGAGUUUAAUCAACUAAGUACUUUAUUGCUUUGGAACUUAACUAAACUCAAUGGUUUCUAUGCUGGAAAUCAUACUCUAGCAUGCCCAUCUUUGAGAAAAAUCAAUGUCUCUAGAUGUACAAAAUUGAAAUUGUUCAGAACACUAUCUACAAGAAGCUCCAAUUUUCGAGAUGACAAACCCUCUGUUAUAACGCAACCACCACUUUUCAUUGCCGAAGAGGUGAUUCCAAACUUGGAGCUGUUGAGGAUGGUACAGGCGGAUGCUGACAUGAUAUUGCAAACCCAAAACUCAAGUUCCCUCUUUUGCAAAAUGACCCAUCUUGGAUUGGCUAGCUAUAACACCGAAGAUGCUAGAUUUCCUUAUUGGUUUCUUGAAAAUGUGUAUACUCUUGAGAAACUACGUGUUGAGUGGUGUUGCUUCAAGAAGAUAUUCCAAGAUAAAGGAGAAAUAAGUGAGAAGACUCAUACACAAAUCAAAACACUGAUGUUGAAUGAAUUACCUAAACUUCAACAUAUAUGUGAUGAAGGAUCUCAAAUUGACCCAGUUCUUGAGUUCCUUGAAUACUUAAGGGUUCGUAGUUGUUCUAGUUUGACAAAUUUGAUGCCUUCCUCCGCCACCCUUAAUCAUCUCACAAAGUUAGAGGUAAUAAAAUGCAAUGAGCUAAAAUAUUUGAUCACAACUCCUACUGCACGAAGUUUAGACAAGCUCACUGUGCUGCAGAUAAAAGAUUGUAAUUCACUUGAAGAAGUAGUUAAUGGAGUAGAAAAUGUUGACAUUGCUUUUAUUAGUUUACAAAUUUUGAAUUUGGAAUGUUUGCCAAGUCUCAUCAAGUUUUCCUCUAGUAAGUGUUUCAUGAAGUUUCCAUUAUUGGAGGAAGUAAUUGUGAGGGAAUGUCCUCAAAUGAAGAUUUUUUCAGAGGGAAACACAAGUACACCAAUUCUUCAAAAAGUUAAAAUUGCAGAAAAUAAUUCAGAAUGGCUUUGGAAGGGAAAUCUAAACAAUACAAUAUACAACAUGUUUGAAAAUAAGGUUGCAUUUGGUAAACUCAAGUACUUAGCAUUAUCUGACUAUCCUGAGCUAAAGGAUGUGUGGUAUGGCCAACUUCAUUGCAAUGUGUUCUGCAGUUUGAAACAUCUUGUCGUGGAAAGGUGUGAUUUUUUAUCACAUGUACUUUUUCCAUCAAAUGUAAUGAAAGUGCUACAUACAUUGGAAGAACUAGAAGUAAAAGAUUGCGAUUCAUUAGAAGCAGUGUUUGAUGUGAAAGGUAUGAAGUCACAAGAAAUAUUGAUAAAAGAAAACACUCAAUUGAAAAGAUUGACUUUGUCUGGUUUACCCAAAUUGAAGCAUAUAUGGCACGAGGAUCCUCAUGAAAUUAUCAGCUUUGGAAAGUUAUGCAAGGUGGAUGUUUCUAUGUGCCAAAGCUUGUUAUAUAUCUUUCCAUAUUCACUAUGCGUAGAUCUUGGACAUCUUGAAAUGCUUGAGAUAGAGUCUUGUGGAGUCAAGGAAAUUGUUGCAAUGGAAACUGGAUCAAUGGAAAUUAAUUUUAAUUUUCCCCAAUUGAAAAUUAUGGCACUGCGUCGUUUGACAAAUCUUAAGAGUUUCUAUCAAGGAAAGCAUAGUUUAGAUUGCCCUUCAUUGAAGACUUUGAAUGUAUAUCGUUGUGAAGCAUUAAGAAUGUUUUCUUUCAACAAUUCAGACUCACAACAAUCUUACUCAGUUGAUGAAAAUCAGGACAUGCUAUUCCAACAACCCCUGUUUUGUAUUGAAAAGUUGGGCCCCAAUCUGGAGCAAAUGGCAAUAAAUGGCAGAGAUGUCUUGGGGAUAUUGAAUCAAGAAAAUAUCUUUCAUAAAGUUGAAUAUGUUCGUUUGCAAUUGUUUGAUGAAACUCCAAUUACUUUUUUGAAUGAAUAUCUUCACAAGAUAUUUCCUAAUCUUGAAACAUUUCAAGUGCGUAAUAGUUCCUUUAACGUAUUGUUCCCAACUAAAGGAACCACUGAUCAUCUCAGUAUGCAAAUUUCAAAGCAAAUAAGAAAAUUAUGGCUUUUUGAAUUGGAAAAGCUCGAGCACAUCUGGCAGGAAGACUUUCCACUGAAUCAUCCUCUGUUCCAAUAUCUUGAAGAUUUACGUGUACUGAAUUGUCCAAGUUUGAUAAGUUUGGUACCAUCGUCGACAUCUUUCACAAAUUUAACCUAUUUGAUAGUGGACAACUGCAAAGAGCUGAUCUAUUUGAUAACAUAUUCAACAGCUAAAAGCCUAGUUCAACUCAAAACAUUAAUAGUAAUGAAUUGUGAGAAGAUGUUAGAUGUUGUGAAGAUUGAUGAAGAAAAAGCAGAGGAAAACAUCGUAUUUGAAAACUUGGAAUACUUGGAAUUUACUUCAUUGUCAAGUUUGAGAAGCUUCUGCUAUGGGAAACAAACAUUCAUAUUCCCAUCUUUGCUUCGUUUCAUCUUUAAAGGAUGCCCUCGAAUGAAAAUCUUCUCAUUUGCACUCACAGUAACACCGUACCUCACAAAAAUUGAUGUGGGAGAAGAAAACAUGCGAUGGAAAGGUGAUCUUAACAAAACUAUUGAACAAAUGUUCAUAGAAAAGGAAGUCUCACAUUCUAAUUAAUAUGUUGAAUGAGACCAUAAUCUAUCCUCGUAUUUGCAAGGGACGAAUGCAAUAUUUAAGCAAAAAAAAAAAAUCAGAGAGAGAAGAAAGGGGCUCAACGUAGAAGAGGAAAAGAAGUAAAGAAGGGCCCAGGGGUAUUUUUAAAAGACAGAUUUUUUUGCUGGGAUUGAUUUCUGAUUUUUUAUUUUACAAGGACCAAAACUUAAACGGACCAUAUUUGCAGGGACGAAUGCAAUAUUUAAGCAAAAAAAAAAAAAAAUCAGAGAGAGAAGAAAGGGGCUGAACGUAGAAGAGGAAAAGAAGUAAAGAAGAAGAGGCAGUGAGAGGGAGUGGGUUACCGAAAGAGAGAAAUGAGAAGCAGGAAGAACUAUGAGAUCGAGAGACAAGGAAGAGAAGAGAGUUGGAGCUGCAACCUCCAUCUACAGUAAAGAAAAAGGAGAAGUCACCAUUGAAGAAGCUAUAGCCAUCAUGGAAGUUGCAAAAUCAAGUUAAAAUUAGGGAUUCAAGUAUCUCUCUUUUGGGUAAAAUCUAAGAGGCCAUAAGCUGUAGUUAAGCUGUUUUGAGAAAAGUGCUUAUGGGGCAUAGCAGGAGCUGAAAUGGGACGUAAGCAGCGUCGAGACUUUAAAAAAAAUGUUUAAGUUUCCCAUAGAGUUGCAGCAACACAUCAUAUCGCAUAAGAGGGUGGUUCAAGCGACGAUGAUAGAUAGAAGGUUUCUAAUUGCGGGGAGUGGCUUGCUGAACCUUUCACAAAUCAAGGGUUGAUGAUGAUGAUGAUGAUGAUGAUGAUGAUAGCUAUGAAUAUUUACAAGAGAUGAAUUUUGUGCCUUAUGAAACACUUCUUCACAAUAACAUGAAUACCAAUGGUUUUGUAGUUCCCUUUCUCAUGCAACAGGCAGGAACCACUUGUGCUACAGUUCUUAUCCGAGCAAUAUUUACGGAAGGAUGCAAAUCAGUAGCAGCUGAAUGAAUGCAAUGGAUCUGAGGCGAGGUAUAAAUAUGGAUGUUGAUGCUGUUGUGACAAACUUGAAAAGCAGAGCACGAAUGAUCGACACUUCCGAAGAAAUAGCUCAGGUGGAUUUGACACAGCUCAUGCCUGCUGCUAGACAAAGAAUUUAUCGAAAGAGGAGUUUGUGCAAACACUUCGUCUACAGAGCAAUGUUUUCUCAAGAGGGAGUUUGAAGUACAGGGGAGUAACACUGCACAGAUGUGGCCGUUGGGAAGCUCGAAUGGGUCAAUUCCUUGGUUGGACCUGGUGCCUAUGUAAUAUGCACUUUCAAUGUUAAGUUAUGGCAACAAAUCAUUUUAACCUUUAAGGUAUGAUUGAAUUGAAGGUUUAAGAAGAAAAUGGAGGGGAAUUGACAUGAAUAAGCAACAAAGGUCAUGUAGGGGAUGGUGGAGAAAAAUUUGUAUUGGUGAUGUAUUUAUCGAUGGAGAUGUUCUUGAAUUCACAUUUAGGAUUAAGAAUAGUGGUUGGGUUGAUGUGAAAAAGAUUGUGAUUACUAUUUCCCUUAACUUGGUCAUCUUUUAUCAAUGCAAUAAUCCUUUUUAGUUUAUAAA